CCAUCCCUCUCCCCCUUCCUCAGCCUCCCGCGAUCUCCGCACAUCUCCGCACGUCCCAUGGUGCCAUGGACGGCCUCUUCACGGACCCCAACUGCAGCCUCUCGCCGCCCUGGGCGGCCUGGCUGGCGCACCUCGCCGGCGCUAGCCUCCGCCUGGACGGCCUGGCGGCGGAGCCCGGGCUGCCGGAGGCGCAGGCGGCGCAGCGGGCGGAGGACGCUGCCGCAGAGCUGCAGCUGGGACCGGACAACGGCUGCUUCCUGGGCAGCGCCACCCUGCUGCUCACGCAGGUGGUGGGGUCCUGGCGCCGGGGCCGCUUCGUGGCGGCGCUCCACACCUUCGCACUUCUGCACGACCACUUCCUGACCGCCGCCCAUCCGGGCUUCUUCCUGCACAGCGCCUGGCCGCUGGGGGACCAGGACGUGAGGUACUGGAAGGACCGCCUGCUCUUCCAGGUCCGCCGCUUCCGCGAGCUGGCGGGCCGCAACGCCCACAUGGGCCCCGAAGCCUUCGGCGAAACUGCAGUGCCCGACCCUGUGGAACGGGAGAAUUUGGGCGUCUUCGCCUCCCAUGCCUUUGGUCAGCUGCGCCAGCUGUCGCGGCGGAACCGCAGCGAGGCCUUGGUCCCCUGGGAGCUGCCGCCGCUGGCAGCGCUGGCGCCGGGGAGAAGUUUGGCGCCGUCGCCGGGGGCGAACCUGCGGGUUUACGUCUACGGGGAGGAGGUGGAGGUCUUGGGGAAGCUCACGCGGUCGCCCGCCUUCUGCCACUACCGGCAGUGGGGCAUGGACGUGGGCUUCCACGACUUCUUCCGGAGCUCGCCGCUGCGGACCUUUCGCCCGGAGGAGGCGGACUACUUCCUGGUGCCCAGCUAUGCCUGCUGCCACCAGGUGGCCGGAAUGGCGGAGUUUGAUGAGCUGGAUGCGGAUUUCACCCAGGCGGUCAAAGAGCUGCCGUACUUCCAGAGGAGUGGGGGCCGGGACCACAUUUUCUCCCUUCAUUACAUCGACCUCUUCCCUUCCUGGCGGAAGCGGAUUCCGCGGAGCGUGUUCCUGACCCCCGAGACGGAGGUGGGGUUCGAGCGGUCGCUGGAGGAGUUCGGGUUGGACCAAAAUCGGUUUCCACCGUUCAACCCGCUGAAGGACGUGGUGGUCCCGCCGUAUCUGAAUCUGCGGGACGUGCUGGGCUUCCAGCGCCACGCCAAGGCUGUGGCCGCCCGCGGUUUGGUGGCCUCCUUCGCGGGGAAGCUGUGGUCGGACGUGGCGGAGGCGGCGGAGGUGCGGGGCAAGGUGGCGGCGCUCGCCUCGGCGCCAGGCUUCGGGAUCCACAGCUUCGCGUCCAUCAAGGACAUGCUGAACUCUGAGCAGAUGCAGAGGCUCAUGGGGGACAGCCGGUUCUGCCUGGUGCCGCGGGGCCGGGCCGCGUGGUCGGUGCGGUUCUUCGAGGCGUUGUGGGCCGGGUGCGUGCCGGUGCUGCUCUCGGAUCACUACCAGCCCGCCUUCGACCAACUCUUUGAUACCACGCAGUUUGUGAUCAAGUGGCCGGUGGCUCGCAUCGACGAGUCGCUGGUGUCCUACCUGCACAAUUUGCCGCUGGAGGUGGUCGAGCGCUACGCCCGCAACGCGCGGGCGGUGCGCUGUUGGUACCUGUACCCUCCGCCGGAGGUGUCGUGGAUCGGUGACUGGAACACCCGGCAGGAGCUGGACGAGGUGGAGCAGCAGAUCUGCCCCAACCUCUCCUCCUCCCGCAACGCCUUCCAGGCCGUGGUGGAGAUCUUGGCGCGGCGCAAGGCCGCCAGCCAUGUGAGGCCUGAUGCCUUCUACAUGGCGCACCCGGAGCACUUUGCACCCACCGUGGUGGACGCGCAAAUGCGGCCAAUAUGA
Messenger RNA from Effrenium voratum, 1877 nucleotides. The record is from the annotation of a GenBank genome assembly. NCBI's taxonomy places the organism in Eukaryota, Dinophyceae, Suessiales, Symbiodiniaceae.